UUAAACACAGUGUGUCAGCUGUUGGUAUUGACAGUUGUAUAGCAACAACAAUUGCGUCUUAUAAACAAUUAAAAUGGAUAAUUAUCCGCAAAAACUAAUCGAUCAGUAUUUAAAGGUUUCAAAUAAACUUAAAAAAUUUGACAGAAUUGUAUUCAAGCGCUUUGCACCCAAUGUCACCGAGGUGUUAGAUGAAUUUGCACGGCUGGCGACACGAUUUGAGGAAGCUGGCAUUUAUCAAUAUGCUGCUAUGUGUCAUUUAGGCGUGGCCAAGUGUGAGCUUUCCUCUGGCAAUGUGGUUAAUGAAUGUCAAGCUUACUUAAAGGCAGCACGCGCAUUCAUGCGCGCUAACAAUACAAAUGCUGCACUACAAUUGCGUUCUAGUGGCGGUGAAUGCACAGAGGGCGCAUUACGCUGCUACUGUCAAGCUUUGGAACGUUGUCCCGAUGACACAGUCUUAAAAGCGGCUAUAAUACGCGAAAUGUCGCCACUGCAACCACACUACGAUGGCUGUAGUAGUUUCGCUUCACCUGCUCAUCGUAUUUUUGAAUUGGAGUUAGCUGCACACGCAUCUCUAGAACAAAAAGACUUUCUCAGUGCUCUACAGCAACUUGAUGAUAUAGUGGAUAACAUUUGUGAACGUAAACAAUAUGAAUUGUAUACGGAUCUACUGCGACGUGUGGAAAUAUUACGUCUAUUAUUACUUAUUGCAUUGAAUCUACCACCAGCGCGACAGUCGCCUUCACAUAUUAAGUUAAUAGAAUAUUAUGAACGUUUGGCUGACAUCGAUGAUGAAAAUACAACAAACACAGGCUCGCCACUGGCGACUGCUAGUGGUAGCCACUAUAGCACUGGUAAUUAUGUGCCGCUGCAAAUGAAAUGGGAAUUAGCAGAAAUAGUGCUGGCUUGGAAAGAGUGCCGUAUGUCAGAUUUUAAAAUUAUGUUGGAACAAUUUUUAGUUCAUUUUAAUGCGCUCAAUGAGGCACAUAAGCAUGUAGUACGGUACAUAUGUGACGGAAUAGCGCAAAAAUAUUGAAUAGGUAAUCCGCCAUUAUAUGUAAAAAUGGAAGGCGCCUUGGAAAGUAACUUAAUUUAAGAAUUAAUAUGAAUACACAUAUACUGCACGUGCACUUAAUUAAAUAAUAAAAAUAAUUUAAAGCAAGUAUUCUUUAUGGUUAGUCGUCAGCGUAGAGAUUUUAACAGCAGUCAACGCAGCAUUAACAACACUGUUAAGAAAUUUCAACAGCCCGUUAGCUAAUAAUUUUGUAUAAUUGCAAUAAAACACGUUUAUUGUUGUUUUAAUGAA
This is a messenger RNA of Bactrocera dorsalis (oriental fruit fly), 1303 nucleotides long. RefSeq lists its product as uncharacterized. The coding region runs from base 74 to 1033 and encodes 319 amino acids. Gene Ontology annotation, biological process: vesicle cytoskeletal trafficking. Gene Ontology annotation, molecular function: protein binding. NCBI's taxonomy places the organism in Eukaryota, Metazoa, Arthropoda, Insecta, Diptera, Tephritidae. Gene Ontology annotation, cellular component: early endosome. The record is from RefSeq and is a predicted model, not a curated record. The transcript is spliced from 2 exons.